CGGUGCAGAAAGUGUCGGCAUACAGCAGUGCCGGCAGCGUGCCCGCCUGCCCUCCUGUUUUUCCUUUUUUUGGUUCUGAAGAGGUGCCUGUCCAUGGCGGGACUCGCUGGUUCCUCGUGGGUAGCCCUUUUGACGCUGAUGCUGUUUGUGGGCAGCAAAGGCGCUGGCGGCACUGGCGGCAGCAGCUCAGGCUACAGGCACAGCGGCAAGCGAACGUCCUUCGGCUUCCGAGUCCAGGCGCGCGACUUUCAGCCCACCUUCAGGCGCUCGCUGCUGCGCAAUUCCACGAUGCCGCUGCACGGUGCAGUGAAGGACUACGGCUAUUUUUAUGCGACACUUUACCUCGGCACCCCAGCCAAGAAGUUUGCGGUUAUUGUGGACACGGGCAGCACCAUGACGUACGUGCCGUGCUCCAGUUGCGGCAGCGGCUGCGGCCCCAACCACCAGGAUGCCGCGUUUGACCCAGAGGCAUCUUCCACGGCCUCGCGCAUAUCCUGCACCAGCCCCAAAUGCAGCUGUGGCUCGCCGCGCUGCGGCUGCUCCACGCAGCAGUGCACCUAUACCCGCAGCUAUGCGGAGCAGAGCAGCAGCAGCGGCAUACUGCUGGAGGAUGUCCUGGCGCUGCAUGAUGGGCUGCCCGGCGCCCCCAUCAUAUUCGGAUGUGAAACCCGGGAGACUGGCGAGAUUUUUAGGCAGCGCGCCGACGGCCUGUUUGGGCUGGGGAACAGCGAUGCAUCAGUCGUGAAUCAGCUAGUCAAGGCUGGGGUGAUUGAUGACGUGUUCAGUCUGUGCUUUGGCAUGGUGGAGGGCGAUGGCGCGCUGCUGCUGGGAGAUGCAGAAGUGCCCGGGAGCAUCUCGCUGCAGUACACGCCGCUGCUCACCAGCACCACCCACCCCUUCUACUACAACGUCAAAAUGCUCAGCCUGGCCGUGGAGGGCCAACUUCUGCCGGUGUCGCAGUCACUCUUUGACCAGGGCUACGGUACCGUGCUGGACAGCGGCACCACAUUCACUUACAUGCCCAGUCCCGUGUUCAAGGCAUUUGCUGGAGCGGUGGAGAAGUAUGCGCUGAGCCAUGGCCUCAAACGCGUGCCGGGGCCGGACCCGCAAUUUGACGACAUCUGCUUUGGCCAGGCACCCAGCCAUGAUGACCUUGAGGCACUUUCGUCCGUUUUCCCUAGCAUGGAAGUCCAGUUUGACCAGGGCACUUCUCUAGUUCUGGGCCCGCUCAAUUACCUGUUCGUCCACACUUUCAACAGCGGCAAGUACUGCCUGGGAGUGUUCGACAAUGGCCGCGCAGGCACCCUGCUUGGUGGCAUAACAUUUCGCAACGUGCUGGUGCGGUAUGACCGGGCAAACCAGCGUGUGGGCUUUGGGCCAGCGCUGUGCAAGGAGCUGGGCGAGAUGCAGCGGCCGCCCUGCUCUUUCUUUGCUGUUGAGGGCAGCGGCGAGCUUUCGGCUGCAGCGGCGGCAGAGGACGGCGACUGCUUGAUGGAGCCCAUGCGGCAGCAGCAGCAGGAGACUUUUGAGGUGGAUGAUGAGGAUGGGCUGGAUGAGGUCUCCCAGGACCAGCAGCAAGACGGGGGGGAUGCCACGCAGGCUGCCAGUCAGCGACGGCCGCCGGUCGACCUGCCAGGCGCUGGCCAGCAAGCCUCGGCCGCCGAGGGACAGCACGUGCAGCCAGUCCAACAAGAGACGCAACAGCAGCAGCAGCAGGAGCAGGAGCAGGUUGAGGUGCCCAUGCACCGCCCGGAGCACAGCAGCGAGCAGCGGGCGCCUGGCAGCGCGCAGAGGGAUCCGCAGCAGGAUGCAGCCGGUGGCGACGGCGUUGCAACCCCGUCCAACAAAAUCAGCAGCAGCUUUAGCGUGGCUGUGGGUCUGCUUGUGGCGGUGGUGGCGGUGCUGUCCCUGGGUUUUGCGGUGGCCCUGCUGCAGCCGGCGACCCGGGAUCGCAUUCGCAGCGCAUUUGGCGGCUCCAGGCACUACCGCACCUUGGAGGAGGACCAGGAUGAGCACGACCCCGAGGGCGGGCUCUCUCCCACCACUUCUGGGGCCACAGCCGCCACUGCCGGGGGCGUGGCCGGAGGCGGUGGGGGCGGCGGCAACGGCGAGCUUCAGGGUGGUGGCGCGCUCAACACCGUCAAGAGUGUGGAGCUGGGCCCCGUGGCGGACCCUCGGCCACGUGGCAUCACCACGCCCCAGAAGCUCCAGCGGACUGUUUCUAACAGCACGGAGGAGUCGGCGGCCGUGCUGGGCAGCACACCCACCCCACGGGCUGCAGUCAAUGCCGGGCAGGGCCCACUGCGCAACCAGCCAUCCUGGCAGGGGCCGUGA
Messenger RNA from Chlorella variabilis, 2334 nucleotides. RefSeq lists its product as hypothetical. Gene Ontology annotation, biological process: proteolysis. Bases 94 to 2334 code for a protein of 746 amino acids. The transcript has 13 exons. The record is from RefSeq and is a predicted model, not a curated record. Gene Ontology annotation, molecular function: aspartic-type endopeptidase activity. NCBI's taxonomy places the organism in Eukaryota, Viridiplantae, Chlorophyta, Trebouxiophyceae, Chlorellales, Chlorellaceae.